CCAGUGUGGGUCUGUGGUGGACUUUGUGUGACAGCGGGGGGACUCUCUCUGGGCCUUCACCGGAUUCGUCUUCGGACCUCUGGAUCUGUGAGCCGACUUGGCGCCGUUUUCACAGGUCUCUGCGUUUCAUCCUGCCCCGGGUUGUGUCACCCUGCUCACACACACACACACCUCCACCGGCUGCCAUCACUGCGACGUCCUCCUCAUCUUCACCACAGGCCCUCGAACCAUGGCGCUGUCUUCACGUUUAAAACUGUGGGAGCAGAAGAUAAAGGAAGAGAAGAAGCCUGUGGCUGUGACCGUGCCUGCACAGCCUCUGUCCGUUCUUCCGGGGGGCUUCCUAAAACAGCUGGUCCGAGACUCGGAGAAGGAGACCAAACAUAAAGAACCAGAUGUCAAAGAGGAGCGAGCACCGAGCAAACUGAGUGAUGGCCUCGUGCAACAGUUCCUCCUCCCAGACCAGACUCCGCCGAUCCUGGAGGCAGAGAUGUCCCUGAAGGCCGAACAGCUCAACAACAACAAACAAAUAAGGUGCAGCUCGGCCCAUUCGGACGGCGGCUCCUCCUCUCAUUUCUGCAAAACGACUCCUGACUCUGAUGGUAAGGCAGAAACCAAACGAGACACGGAGAACCCAAAACAGAAGCAGCAGCAGGAGAAAGGAGCGACGAUGGAGAGCAAAGAGACGGAGGAGAGGCAGGAACCAGAGGGACGGCAGGCCGACACCAGCAUCACAGAGCGAGUUAGAACGGAGCCACUCAGCUGAAGCCAGAUGAAGGUACACCUGAACUCCCAGAAGGCCGAGUGCGGGUUCGCCUGGACACAGAUGGCACUCUACAUGACGUCAUGGAGUAUGAAGUUGAAAAGUGUAACCCCCCAGAGUUAGACCUGUGUGAGGACCUGAGCGACCUUCAAAGUGUGAAUGAAUGUGGAGUUCUGCACACACUGAUCAGCCGAGCUAAAACCAACAUGCCCCUCACGUCUGCCGGACCCAACCUGGUCAGCCUGUGGCCCCCCCUGCAGACCCACAGCAAGACCCCAAAGUCGCGGCGAGGGGAGUCUGUGUGGGACGCCCCCCCUGCUCUGGCAGCUCUUGUCAAACGGGUGUAUUUAUCCAUGGUGGGCACCAGGAGGGACCACAGUGUGUGUGUCGUUGGACGCAGCGGGACAGGAAAGACCACAGCGAGUCAAGCUUUCACACACGCACUCCUUAAACAAGCCGGUACAACCGGACAGAGUCUGAGUGUGGAGCGAGUGCAGGCCAUGUUCACCAUCCUGCGUUCUUUUGGCUGCGUGAGCUCGCAGCACAGCGACGCCUCGUCUCGAUUUGCCAUGGUCUUCUCACUGGACUUUAAUCAUGCUGGACAGGCUGCAGCUGGACACCUGCAGACUAUGAUGUUGGACAAGUGGAAAGUGUGUCAGAAAACAGCAGGAGAAAGUAACUUCCUGGUCUUCUCUCAGAUGCUGGCAGGACUCAGUACAGAGAUGAGGACGGAGCUGCAGCUGCACCAGCUCCCUGAGUCCAACUCUUUUGGUAUCGUUCAGCCCACUAAGGUGGAGGAAAAACAGCGAGCAUCUGUUGCCUUCACCAAGCUGUUGACUGCCAUGAAAACACUGGGCUUCUCAGCUGGUGAGCAGAAGGCAAUCUGGCACGUUCUGGCUGGUAUUUACCACCUGGGAGCUGCAGGAGCCUGUAAAGUGGGCAGGAGGCAGUUUGUGAACUUCGACAGCGCUCAGGUGGCGAGCAGCGUUCUCGGAUGUGAGGGAGAGGAGCUGCACACUGCAGUCUUCAAACAUCACCUGCAACAACUGCUGCAGAGUGCCACCACAGGCAAGAGGGACAAAAAUGAGGCUGAGGAAGGUCCUCGUUUAACAGCUGCUCAGUGUGUCCACGGAAUGGCUGCUGGACUGUAUGAAGAGGUCUUCACUGCUGUGGUCUCACUCAUCAACAGGGCUUUGAGCAGCGAGCAGCUGGUUUUAGCCUCUGUGAUGAUGGUGGACACGCCAGGCCUCAGGAAUCCAAGACACUCAGGGGAGGAGCGAGGAGCCGACUGGUCCGAGCUCUGCCACAACUACCUGCAGGAGCGGCUGCUGGAGCACUACCACUCACACACCUUUACACACUCGCUGGAGAGAUAUGGACAGGAGAAGAUCCACGUGGACUUUGAAUGUCCAGAGAGAAGUCCAGCAGAAGUUGUGUCUGCGAUGGAUCAGCCCCCUCCUCAGGUGCGAGCAGCAGAUGGAGACCCGAGAGGUCUUUUGUGGGUGCUGGAUGAGGAGAUGGUGGGCCCAGCCUCCAGUGAAGGUGGCGCCGUGGAGAGGGUCUGCCAGUAUUAUACCAACGCUGUCCGUCAGUGCGAGCAGCCUCUGCAGUGUGAAGUCAGCCAUCUGAUGGGCUACGACCCGGUCCGUUAUGACCUCACAGGAUGGUUCAGUCUGAUCCGGAACAACCCCUCUGUUGUUAACGCUACAUCUCUGCUCCAAAACUCCACCAUAGGAGAGGUGAAGGCCAUGUUUACCCCCAGAAUGUCACUGACCCCUCUGUGUCGAGGUCUGGGGGGGCUGGAGGGCAGCUGCCAACGCGCUCUGCUGAGGAACAGCACCAUCAGGAAAACCUUCAGCAGCGGGAUGGCUUCCAUACGCAGACACUCCCAGUGUAUAGCUGUAAAAUUACAAGCAGACGCUCUGGUAAAUCUGAUGCGCCGAACAAAGCCAGUAUUCCUGCAGUGCGUGAGCACACGGAUGGAUGGUGGAAGUUUUGACGUGUCGGCUCUCAGAGCGCAACUGCACUCCACUCAGAUCUUGACGGCGCUUCAGCUCUACCGCACAGGUUAUCCAGAACACAUGGCUCUGAGUGACUUCAGGUGUCAUUUCCAGGCUUUAUCUCCUCCCAUUAUGAAACGUUACGCUUCAAUGUUUGUCAGCCACAACGAGAGGAAGGCAGUGGAGGAGCUGCUGGUUGAGUUGGAUGUCGAUAAAAAGAGUAUUGUUGUGGGAAACAGCAGGGUGUUCAUGAAGCGAGGUGUGCUGCACUACCUGGAGCAGCAGCGGGAUCAGCAGGUCACCAGCUGGCUGGUUCAUCUACAGGCGGCAGGCAUGGGACACCUGGCCCGUCAGAAAUAUCGCAAGCUCAAGGUGCAGCAGAUGGCGGUCAGUUGUCUGCAGAGGAAUCUGCGAGCUCUACGGGCCGUAGCCACGUGGAGCUGGUGGAAGCUUUUCUGCAAAGUGCGUCCUCUGCUCGAUGUCAACAUGGACAACGAGAGACUCAGGGCCAAGGAGGAUGAGAUAUCGGCUCUUAGGCGCCGCCUUGAGAAAUCAGAGAAAGAGAGGAAUGAGUUGAGGCAGACUGCAGACAACCUGGAGACCAAGGUUACAGCUGUGACAUCUGAGCUAAGUGAUGAGCGUUUCCGUGGAGAUGCGGUGGGUCAGGCUCUGGAUGUGGAAAGGGCAGAGAGACUUCGACUCAGCAGGGAGAACAAAGACCUGCAGACUCGGCUAGACCAGUGUAAAGUUGCCAUAGAAACGCUGGAGAAGCAGCUGGAGGAGGAGAAGCAGAAAGCUCAGGUCGCUGCAAGUCAGAGAGGAGCUGCAACAGAAAGUGAGCUGGCCAUGCAGCUGGAGUGCUGCCAGACGGAGGUCGAAUUUGUCCGCAGACGUCUGAAGCAGACAGAGGAGAAGCUGGAGACUGAGAGACAGACGAGACAGCAGUUCGAUACGAAGGUGGCGACCCUUCAGUCCCAGUUGGAGCAGUCCAGGAGGAGUGUGGCAGAUCUGAAACGUCACAGUCGUCACGUGACCUCCGACCUUCAAGAUGCACGAGUGCUUAACGACAGUCUGCAGAAUCGCAUUCACAAACUGGAGAGCAAACAGAGGAGGUUUGAUAAUGAGUUAACUCAGGCUCUGGAGGAGGCCAACAACGAGAGGGAGCUGAAGGACAAAGCCUUCCAGGAGAGCACGGCUCUGGGAACAGAAGUGUUCAACCUGCGCCGCAGCCUGCAGGAGAGCCAGUUAGAGGUGACCCGUCUCCAGAAGCAGAAGGAGGAGUUGUGUGCUCAGAUCCGGGAUCUCAGCCUACCUGUUGAUCUCGCCUUAGACUCUGUACCAGACCUGAAAAAGCAGCUUCGCCUCCUGGAGAGCCAAGCCAGCGAGAGGGACGAUGAAAUCACUAAUCUGUCCGGCAAAAUCCAACAGCUGCAGCAGGUCCAAAUGCGGUUUGAGAUGGAGAUGGAGAGGAUGAAGCAGAUGCACCUGAAGGAGCUGGAGGACAAAGAGGAGGAGUUAGAGGAUGUCCACAAGUCGUCUCAGAGACGGCUGAGGCAGCUGGAGAUGCAGCUUGAGCAGGAGUACGAGGAGAAGCAAAUGGUCAUUCAUGAGAAGCACGACCUGGAAGGACUCGUGGCAACUCUGUGUGAUCAGGUGGGACACAGAGACUUUGAUGUGGAGAAGAAGCUAAGGAGAGACCUGAAGAGAACUCACGCUCUGCUGGCUGAUGCUCAGUUGCUUUUGGCUACUAUCAACAGCUCAGGCCAGAACCUUCCUGAUGGAAACAAAGAACAGAUAGAACAUCUACACUGCCAGCUCGAGGAGAGCGAGGCAAAACUUCUGGAGGCUGGAAACGUACAGAAGACUCUCUCCCAGGAACUGGAGAACACUCAGGUGGAACUGGAGAACCUCUGUCGGCAGAAGAGUCUGGCAGAUGAACAGUUGGCUCUGCUGCAGCACGAGAAAGUGGACCUCCUGAAGAGGCUAGAGGAGGACCAGGAGGACCUGAAUGAGCUGAUGAAGAAACACAAAGCACUCAUUGCACAGUCCUCCAGUGACAUCUCUCAGAUCAGAGACCUGCAAGCAGAACUGGAGGAGGUAAAGAAACAGAGACAGUCACUCCAAGAGGAGCUUCAGCAGUGUGUGUUGAGGCUACAGUUCCUGGAGUCGUCCACAGUGGGGCGCAGCAUUGUCAGUAAACAGGAGGCUCGAGUCUGCGACCUGGAAAACAAACUGGAGUUUCAGAAAGGCCAAGUCAAGAGAUUUGAGGUGCUGGUGCUGCGUCUGAGGGACAGUGUGGUGCGUCUGGGUGAGGAGCUGGAACAGAGUGCCCAGGCUGAAGCCCGGGAGAGAGAGAACGCCCGCUACUACCAGCAGCGGCUGCAGGAGAUGAGGGUGGAGAUGGAGGAGCUGAGCCAGAGGGAGCAGGAGAGCAGCCGCAGACACAUGGAGCUGGAAAUGCAGGUAGAGGAACUCACUGCUGUCAGGCAGACGUUACAGGCCGACCUGGAGACGUCCAUCCGCCGCAUCGUUGAUCUACAGGCCGCCCUGGAGGAGGUGGAGUCGAGCGAUGAAAGUGAUACUGAAAGUGUUCAAACUGCUGUGGAGUCCUUUACUCAAAAGAAAGACCUUGACUCUGUGUCCAGUGUUGGCUCUGUGGGGACAGAGGAUGUUGGAGAGGGCAUGCGUAACUGGUCGAGAGCUUCAAGAGGAGGGUCACGCACUGUGGGUUCUCCUUACGGCAGCCAAGAUGGCCGCCAGUCCGUCACUGAUACAAUGAGCACCUACAGCUUCCGUUCUUGUGUGGAUCUGGACGACGAGGGCUCUGAGGCUAAAGGAGUUAGUGCCAGACGUCCAGGUCAAGCUCCAUCUUCCUCCGCACUGUCCGAGCUGCUCGACGGACUACGUAAACGUAGAGGUGGUGCUGAUGCGGGCGAGCGAGCUGGCAGCGCCGUGUCUUUACCAAUUUACCAAACGACCGGAGCCUCGACUCUCAGACGGAGAGCCUCGGCCCUCUCUCUUGGUCCGGAUGAUCCUCAAGAACCCCGACCUGGUCCUAGCAUUCUGAAGCCAUCCUCCCCUCUCCUGCCUCGGGCUGCCAGCACUCGCUCCAUUGCCGACUCUCAGGUGUCUGCAGGCGUCACAAAGGCCUCCCGCUUCAACUCAGAUGAUUUUCAGACUUCUCUCCCGUCACUGCCACACCUCUCCUCCUUGUCGACCGCUGUAGCCGCUCGCAAUCAUCCGCCAUCCCUGUCCAUCCCAGAGGAAGACCUCGGUGAACGUUCUCCUGCAGUGAGAACUCCCAUCCAGCGCUCCCCACAAAUACUACGGCGGUGCAUGCUGGGGAAUCACACAGCAGCAGAUGGAAGCGAAGGCCUGCUGGUUUCGGAACCACUGGUUUUCCAAAACCGCUGUCUAGCUGGUGACCGUUCCGACGCAGCCUCUGACAUCCUGCCUGCAAUCCGGAGAGCCCAGUCCACCAGCAGCCUGGCCGGUUCAGUCAAAGGAGGCCGGAGAGCUCUGAGCGUCCAUUUUGGAGAGUUGCCUCCCUCGAUCCGCAGCAGGAAAACCUCUGAAACGGAGUCCUCCAGCUCAGGCGGAUCAGGAGGAAGCUCCCAGGGCGGCGGGCCGAGACGGAGGUUUGAGAGGCCGCAGGGAGAGAGACUGGAAGCAGAGGGCAGUGAAGGGGGAGAUGUGGCUUUAGUCAUGAAGAAAUACCUGAAAAAGGAGACAGACUGAGACGAAGCCUCUUCAUGCGUCCACAUCCAGCUGUGAGCUUCAAACAUGCUGCAGAUCACAGAACACCAGUGGAAAUACUUCAGACGUGAAAGCAAAUGUCUUUUAACUCCUUAUAUCAAUAUUAAAACCACUUAAACACAUUUGUUGGAUUUUUCAAAAAAGCACUGUUUAUAUAUGAAUAAAAUAAGAAAAUGAAACUGCUG
This is a messenger RNA of Austrofundulus limnaeus, 6701 nucleotides long. It is a transcript of the gene myo18b, whose product is annotated as myosin XVIIIB. The record is from RefSeq and is a predicted model, not a curated record. Gene Ontology annotation, cellular component: cytoplasm; unconventional myosin complex; myosin filament. Lineage: Eukaryota; Metazoa; Chordata; Actinopteri; Cyprinodontiformes; Rivulidae. Gene Ontology annotation, molecular function: cytoskeletal motor activity; actin filament binding; ATP binding. Gene Ontology annotation, biological process: actomyosin structure organization.